AUGAACAAAGAAAGCAGAAAAGAAAAAUCGAAACCAAAAUAUGAAAACGCAAAGACAAUCAAGAAAAAUAGUCGUGUGGAAAAACUCCAAAGAGACUGCAAAAUUUUAUUGAUGAUGCAAAAAUUGGUGGGAAUGGAAAUAACUAACACUCUCAAUCUACAGGACAGACUCACGGAUCUCUUCGAAGACAAAUUUGAAAGGAAAUAUCAACGACCGGCGUCACCACUUCAUUUCAAAAUGAGUCGCGUCCCGAUGUUGGACCAGGAACAAAUCGACUUUGGUGUAAGUUUCAUUAAGAAUCCAAAGAGUGUUGAUGCAGAGAGUCUACAGAACUUCCCACAAAUAUUACCACAGAAAGAUGAAGACUUGAGGAGUGAGGGUUCUAUGUUACAAAUAGAGGAUAUGCAAUUUGAAGAACAGAGUGAAGCAAAGAGUGAGGAAGACGACCGAGUGAAAUUGGAAGAGUUGGUGUUGGGUGAAUAUUAA
Entamoeba invadens IP1 is the source of this 486-nucleotide messenger RNA. RefSeq lists its product as hypothetical. Bases 1 to 486 code for a protein of 161 amino acids. The transcript has a single exon. Lineage: Eukaryota; Evosea; Mastigamoebida; Endamoebidae. The record is from RefSeq and is a predicted model, not a curated record.